Mizuhopecten yessoensis (Yesso scallop) is the source of this 2121-nucleotide messenger RNA. Its product is annotated as growth hormone secretagogue receptor type 1-like. The transcript has a single exon. Gene Ontology annotation, cellular component: membrane. Gene Ontology annotation, molecular function: G protein-coupled receptor activity. NCBI's taxonomy places the organism in Eukaryota, Metazoa, Mollusca, Bivalvia, Pectinida, Pectinidae. Bases 280 to 1629 code for a protein of 449 amino acids. The record is from RefSeq and is a predicted model, not a curated record. Gene Ontology annotation, biological process: G protein-coupled receptor signaling pathway.
UGAAGUCUGGACGUAUGUCAUAUGCUGGCUCGUAUUGCUUAUAGAAUCGGUUUUCACUCACACGUCUGUUUAUGCGCACGCAUAAAUAACUUUACUAUAACAUACGGUAGCCCGCGAAGUGCAACCCAGAGAGGCUAAGUUGUUUCAACCGGUCACUUCCGGCGAUUAAACGGCACGCUGUGAUGUAGUACAGAGGUGAAGUACAGACUACUUCAUAGUUUGUUAUACUUAAAAUGUAACGCAUUUCAUAAGAAGAAUGUGUCGCGUAACAUAUAUUUGAUGUUGGCUGACGUAAAGUGUACGCGGGAGGUAGUUAGUCUGCCCUUGAUGGGGUAUUUCACUGACUUGGCCCCAAACAUGGCGAUGGAGAACAAGACAGUGGCGGCUAACCAGUCAGCUUUAGAAACUCUCCAACUUUUUGGUGCCACGAGUUCAAGUAUACCCUGGACUUUGGAGUACAUUACACUGGCCGUGUAUUUAACGCUGUUCUCAGUUAUCGGCACAUUGGGAAACAUUCCAAUUCUUAUUGUGUACUUCCAUCGGAAUGACCACACCACGGCUAACACCUUUAUAAAGGUACUGGCUAUCAUUGACCUUCUCGUCUGCUCAUUUAUCAUGCCCUAUACCAUGGUUUACGAGCUACACAUGGUAAGGAAUGACGUUGUCUGUCGAACUUUCGAGUUUUUACGUCAUUUUGUGAUCGUUGCGUCCAACCUAACUCUCGUAGCUAUAGCAGUUGAGCGAUACAUUGCAGUAUGUCGGCUCACCCUUCGCAUGUCGGUGCAAAACGUCAACAGAGGAAUGAUAUUCAUUGCGUUUUGCAGCAUGUUAUUUGGAGCGCCGUCUGUAGGAAUAUUCGCUGUUGUGUCCGACGCGGAACUAACUAACGUCAGUUGUGCCUACGACCAUAGCGUCACACAUAGUAAAUUCUGUCAUUUUACGUACGCCAUUUUGGGUGAGACACUUGUGACAUUAUACCAAGGUGGACUUAUGGUCAUCUUUUUGCUCACAUUCUUAUUUAUUGUUGUUCUCUAUCUCAUUGUGUAUACGGUUCUCUGGAAAAAAACUAAACUCCGAAAACGGAUGACUGGAAUACCCAAAGAGUUUUCGUUGACUUCAGAAGCCAGUCAGUCAUACAGUGAACCGCAUAAGAAUAAGAUUGAUUGGGAAUAUUCUAAAGUUCACAUUCAUGCUGAUGAAACAGCAGUAGUAACGAAUGCAUCUUCACAGGGACCGGAAGUGACUGCCGACGUUGUGACAUCAGUGCAGAAAACAAAACUAAACGUUGCAGGAAACACGUACAAAUUCCACGAUGUGUUCAAACGAAUACGCCCAAGUAGCAAAGUAGAUUCCGGGGACAAAAUCCGGAGACGGAAUCACAGAAAAACUGCAAAAAUGUUGUUUCUAUGUACAGUGAUAUAUCUUAUAACAUGGUUACCGUUUUGGCUGGAUAUUUUCGGAAUUACUAAAAACAUGGUAUUAAGAUAUUUGUUUUUCAUUGGAAAUGCAACAAACCCUAUAGUGUAUGGUAUUGUAAACUGUCAAGUACGAAAAUCAUUGAAAAAGUUGUGUGGUGAGUUUGUACAAAAAUGUACUAUAGGCCGAACGCCAAAAGGUAGCCAAAAAUAGACUCUCUCGGAUAUUCCAACAAUGUGUGCUUAAUUUAACUAAAUAUAAACUUCCUUGGGAUACAACAUUUCUGCGUGCUGAACAGAGAGACCAUUAAAAAUAACCCUUCUGGAUAUAUAUGCUACACCUACGUGCUUAAUGGACGCAUGUCGAUACAUAGGUGAUGUACUACUAUGAUUCUGCUUAAAUGUUGACGUCUUAAUUGUUAUUUCUAUUCUAUUUUCGUAUCAUUGACACGCAGGUUUCAUGUACUUUAAAAAUGUUCAAAUCAGAAUCGAAAAUAAGUUUUGGUAAGUAAUGCUUAUCUGUUGUUAUUUUAAGUGUCUUACUGUUGUGAUUCCGAAUGUAACUCUCUCGGAACGCAUUCAAUCACAUGCUAAACGUCUUUCGGCUUGACUGGUUCCGUAAGGAGCUUUGGAAAAUCGAUGCAACGUUAAAAUAUUUUGUAUAUGUAUCGGUUGUCAUAAUUAUUUUUGCAUAAAAUAUUUUGCU